Messenger RNA from Cornus florida, 1254 nucleotides. RefSeq names its product plastid division protein PDV2. The record is from RefSeq and is a predicted model, not a curated record. The transcript has 2 exons. Lineage: Eukaryota; Viridiplantae; Streptophyta; Magnoliopsida; Cornales; Cornaceae. Gene Ontology annotation, biological process: chloroplast fission. The coding region runs from base 205 to 1116 and encodes 303 amino acids.
AGAUGGAUUGUUUGUUAGAAAUUAGAAUCUAGGUUUUGGCAAAUACUGGCAAGUGUUAUCUGACAUAUCUGCUAAGAGGGCAUCUGCAUCACUUGUGCAAACAUUGGUGGGUCUUUUUGGCGGUGCCAACGCUUUCAAACCCGCCAUCAAACAAAACACUUCCAACUAGAGAGAGACAAACAGAGAGAGGAGAGAGAAAGAGCAAUGGACGAAGAUGGGAUUUGCCUCGUCUUGGCUAGAACCUCCGAGCUUCGAUCCAAGAUCACCAGUUGCAUCCACAAAGCACCAAAUGCACACUCAGAACACGACAAUCAACAAGAAAAUGGAGAUAAAGACGACCCUUCUACAUCUUUGGAGAAGAAAAUCGGCGAAGCAGACCGAGAAGAAGAAGAAACAGAGAACCUUCUCGACAUUCGCGACGCCCUCGAAUCGCUGGAAGCUCAACUCUCUUCUUUGCAGUUGCUACAACAGCAGCAAGGGUAUGAAAGGGAGGCAGCUCUUGCUGAAAUUGAUUACAGCCGUGAGAAGUUGCUCAAGAAGCUGAAGGAGUAUAAAGGUGAGGACUUGGAAGUCAUACAUGAGGCUUCUGCUUUUGCUAGUGAAGCAGUAGGGGACAACAAUGAUCUCCUCCUUCCUCCGUAUCCAAGUCGAGGCCCUAGCUCAAUGUUUUCAGACAAUGGCCAUCUUUCGCACUUCACUUCCACACAUAAGUCCGCUCAAAAUGGGGUCAUCAGUGGUGACCCAACCAAUAAAACAAAGAAGAGUCUCCAUGAAUCAGAAAGAAAUCAAGUGCAAAAUGGAUCCAAAAAAUCAUCCAAAGGGUUGGGAUUUUUCAUCAAUGCGGCAGCCAAGACAGUGCUUACCUUUGUUGGUGUGGUAUCUUUGCUUACCUUGGCUGGUUUCAAACCUAGCCUUAUGAAAAGAGAUUCACAGUUCAAGGUUUUUGGCCUGUUUCGUCAGCAAGGAACUGCAGCGAAGAAAGCAAUUGUUCAAUGCCCGCCUGGGAAGGUCCUGGUGAUGGAGGAUGGGGAAACUCGAUGCAUUGUGAAAGAAAGAGUUGAAAUUCCAUUCGAUUCAGUCGUUGCAACACCAGAUGUAAGUUAUGGGUGUGGAUAAAAUGGUAUAUGCUUACCAUCUUUUGUAUAUCCCAAAUCUUUUUGAUGUGGUGUGUUUGAAAUUUCUUCUUAGGAGGCCUGCAGUAAUGAUGAUGUAUGUGGAAUUUUAUGAUUUGUUUGCAAAAAGUUUAUUCCAACA